AUGGCGGGGAGGGAGAGAGAGUGACAUUUUCCUCUCGAAAAAAAUCCUCUUCACAAAAUGGUCAUCGAAAUGAUCCUCGCCGCGUUUUUAGGCUGUUACGUCGUCUCCUCCUUGAUCCUCUUCAAGUUCCCGAUGCUGUUGCACAAGAAGAAGGACGUGAAAUUCGUGUGUAGGCAUAUAAGUCACAGAGGAGGUGCAGGGGAAAAUUAUGAGAACACCAUAUCAGCCUUUAGACAUGCGGUGGAGGUCGGCACAGACAUGCUGGAGCUUGACUGCCAGCUAACCCUAGAUGGCCAGGUGGUAGUAUCACAUGACUCCAUCCUCGACGUCCGCACAGAAUCAAAAGGGGCCAUUUCAGAGUACAAAUACGAGGAGCUCCCCCUCAUCCGCGAGCAGGUGCCCAUCGACUUCAUGCCAGGCACAACCUUCAGUGGCAAGAGCGACGACCGGAGGUUCCCCUUGCUCGAGGAGACGUUCCAGCUCUUCCCCAACCUGCCUAUCAAUAUCGACAUCAAGACCAACAACAAUGAGCUCAUCUCCAAAGUAAGCAACCUAGUGAAGAAAUACAACCGAGAACACAUCACAGUCUGGGGGAACAUGAAGGACGAAGUAACACAAAAGUGCUAUAAGGAGAACCCCAACAUGUGCCUGCUGUUUAGUGCCCAGCGGGUGUGCCUGAUGCUGCUCCAGUUGUACACGGGACUCCUGCCGUUCAUGCCCCUCAAGGAGACACACCUCGAGGUUUUCAUGCCAGUACAAAUGAUGAGGAUAUACAGCAAGAACUUUGGUGAGAAAUGGUGGUACUCAGUUAUCGCUAAGAUGGCCAACGCUCUACUCAUCAGGCGAUCUUUGUUUGAGCACCUAUCAAAGCGAGGCAUUCAGACCUACCUCUGGGUCAUGAACUCAGAAGAAGAUUUCCGCAGUGCCUUCGAAGCGGGAGCGACUGGCGUCAUGACUGACUACCCAACCAAGCUGAGAGCCUUCCUCGACUCAAACCCACAGUACACGCAAGAUCACAAACUCAGUUAAGUUCAUCCGUCUGAAGAUUAGGAGAGAGAGGAGGACAGAGGUUCACACAAGCCGACCAUUAUUAUCAACAAGGGAGGAGGGGCAUGUGAGGUGUUCUUGUGGCCAGCGCUCCCAACCCCCUUUGUGCAGUAUAACAAGUGGCUGUUUAAAAAGAGAAAAAAGGAAAAAAAAGAAUCGCAGUGAAAUCAUUCAGGGUAAAAAAAAAAUGUGCACAUAAACAUUACAUGAAGAAUGUAUAAGACAAUUACUCGCCCAUCCUAACCCCAGCAAUGUAAAUAUGGCAUGAAACUUUCACUUGUAACAAUCGGAUUGCGAGCUAUAGACCGAAAUUACAUGGUUGCUACUAAGGAGAUUAGAAAAACGGUUGUUCUCUCUUUACUUUUCUUAAUUCGUUACUCUAACUAUGAAGGUCUUUUGUUGUUGUCGUUUUCUUUCCUUUUUUGCCCACAGUCUCAGGAAGGCUUUAGUUUCUCGUGCAUUUACAUGCUGUGCAGUUUCUUCUGAGUUCUCUCCUUAAACCACUUUGUCUGCUGCAUUUGUGCUUCAUAAUCAUACACUUUAGGCAAUUUAAAGUGGGAAACAGUAAUUUGCAAGGCCAGAUAUUACAGAAGACAUCUGAAAGCAAAUCAUACCUGUAAUAACUAUGAUAUAAUUCUACUUGACUUUUCAUUUAUUUAUAUAUAUUUUUAUAUAUAUUUGCCAUUGUAGACGCAAUAUUUCAUGUACAAGACCAACAGAUAAUCCCAAGAGUUCUACAGUUAUUAACUAAUGAUGCUGAUAAUGUUGCAUAACAGUGUCAUCAUCUUUUGAGAGCAAGAUCAAGAAGAGAAGAAAUUCAUGAUCAGGAUCCGUACUCCUGAAGCAGCUGCUCAAACUAGCUUCCACCGAGAAGGUAACCAAGGUGCAAAAGAUUGUUUAAGAGUUCUUUUCCUUAUUAGAUGAAUGAUGAAAAAUAAACAAAAUGAUGAAAAAAGAGAGAGAUAAAAAGAAAAAGUGCUUCUGUAUAUUGAAGUCUUAUUAUUAUUAUUAUAAUUAUUAUUAUUAUUAUUAUAAUUAUUAUUAGUUUUUGAUUAUGUCUAUGUGUGUUUUAUCACUGUUAUUACUUAUUUUUAAAAUUUCUAGUGAUGUUGGCCUUGUGAUAACUUCACCAUACGCUUUUAUGAGGUGGGAGGAGUCUGCAUGCAAUAUCCGCCACUUAACGCAUACCAUGAGAUUAAGAAGGGCUGGCUACCAGUGCAUUGAGGAUGGCUUGCAACUAAUGGUGGCUUUUUGUAGAUAGAAUCGUUGCAAGGUCAUGCCAAAAUUGAUAUGACUUGACACUUACUCAUAAGUAAUUCUUAUGUUUUUUUUUCCUUUUAGUUUUUUUAACCCAAUAACUGUGGAAUCAGAUUUUUUUUUUGGCUCUUUUCAGGGCAAAUUGGAGAGGCAGUAGGAAGCCUCUUACACUAUCAUGGGGGGGGGCAGUGGUCUUCCUCAUGUAACGACUUUCUUUCGGCUUUUU
Molecule: messenger RNA, 2530 nt
Organism: Penaeus chinensis
Lineage: Eukaryota; Metazoa; Arthropoda; Malacostraca; Decapoda; Penaeidae
Product: lysophospholipase D GDPD1-like
Exons: 7
Coding region: 58-1029 (323 amino acids)
Biological process (GO): glycerophospholipid catabolic process
Cellular component (GO): endoplasmic reticulum membrane
Molecular function (GO): phosphatidylcholine lysophospholipase A1 activity; phosphoric diester hydrolase activity
Source: RefSeq, a predicted model, not a curated record